This is a messenger RNA of Girardinichthys multiradiatus, 3808 nucleotides long. RefSeq names its product protein argonaute-3-like. The transcript is spliced from 7 exons. Gene Ontology annotation, molecular function: nucleic acid binding. The record is from RefSeq and is a predicted model, not a curated record. Lineage: Eukaryota; Metazoa; Chordata; Actinopteri; Cyprinodontiformes; Goodeidae. Bases 1 to 873 code for a protein of 290 amino acids.
AUGGUCCGUCUGCCACUCAAACUCCAGCAGUCCAUCCUCAGACCAUCUGUGUUCCAUCAGCCAAUCAUCUUCCUCGGAGCGGACGUCACUCAUCCUCCAGCCGGAGAUGGGAAGAAGCCAUCGAUCGCUGCGGUGGUCGGCAGCAUGGACGCCCACCCCAGCAGAUACUGCGCUACCGUCCGGGUCCAGAAGCCCAGGCAGGAGGUCAUCCAGGACCUGGCUUCCAUGGUGAGAGAGCUCCUGAUCCAGUUCUACAAGUCGACGCGGUACAAGCCGACCAGGAUCAUCUUCUACAGAGACGGAGUGUCAGAGGGGCAGUUCAGACAGGUUCUGCACUACGAGCUGUUGGCCAUCAGGGAGGCGUGCAUCAGUCUGGAGAAGGAGUACCAGCCAGGGAUCACCUUCAUCGUGGUCCAGAAGCGCCAUCACACACGGCUCUUCUGUGCAGAUCGCAGCGAGCGGGUUGGACGAAGUGGGAACAUUCCGGCAGGAACCACUGUGGACACGGACAUCACUCAUCCGUAUGAGUUUGACUUCUACCUGUGCAGCCACGCUGGAAUCCAGGGCACCAGUCGGCCGUCCCACUACCACGUCCUCUGGGACGAUAACUGUUUCACUGCAGACGAGUUCCAGCUCCUCACCUACCAGCUGUGCCACACCUACGUCCGCUGCACGCGCUCAGUCUCCAUCCCAGCUCCGGCCUACUACGCCCACCUGGUGGCCUUCCGCGCUCGCUACCACCUGGUGGACAAAGAGCACGACAGCGCUGAGGGCAGCCACAUCUCAGGGCAGAGUAACGGCAGGGACCCCCAGGCGCUGGCCAAGGCCGUGCAGAUCCACCAUGACACCCUGAGGACCAUGUACUUCGCCUGAAUGCCCAUGGAGCUCCAGAGGCGAUCAGUGAUGAAGCCUGCUACUCCCUCCUGAUUGUCUUUAACUCUCUGGGUUUAUGUGCUGUGAAGAAAGCAGCCUGUUAGAACCUGUAGACGAAGCGGUCCUGAUCCAACUGCUGAGCAGCCUUAUGUGGGUGGGAGGUGAAAACUCUGCCAACAACAACCUGAUGAAGCGUUUGGAACCAGUGAUCCAGGCGUGAGAUGAGGACCGUUUGGGUUUUACUGCUCCUGAUAUUUAUGGAUCUUUUCUCUUUUUAACUUAAAUUCUCCUGAUUUCAGAUCCUUGUUUUAGUUUAGAACCGGUUCUGAUGUGCAAUAAGGUUUACUGAAACGGUUUUCAACUCCGCCUUCUAAUGGGUCGUCUUUUUCAAAGUGCCUGAUUGGGUUAAAAUCAGCUGGUACGAAGGGAACCUUUUAAUUGGACGGGUUCUUCCCAACAGGGUUCUGCUCAUUAGUCACAAACUAACAGCUUUAGAUUUAAGAAACCAAACUUGUUUUCCUGCCAGGCGAAACGUAGUGGGGUCUGUUGGUGUCAGAGAAGCAAGUCUGUUGGUGCUGGGUUGGAAAAUGUCUUCAAACUGGACUUUCUGACGGAAACCGUCUCUGUGGUUCGGACAUAAGCAGCGCCUCGUUAUGCAAUAACGAUCAGAUGUUUGGGUUUUCUGCUGCAGUGCCGCUGAGCCUCUUCUCUUUAAUCCAAACGAAGCUGUCGGAGCUUCAUCACUCGGACCAAACCUACGUGCCUGCUCGCUCGCAGCUUCGUGCCGAUUGGCUCGCCACGUCCAGCUGCUGUAAGAAUCAGAUCACACGUGUUCUGGCUCUGAACGUUUCUGGUGCUUCAUCAGAUGCUCUUUUAGGUUCUAAACCAUGAAACCAUCAGAACCGCUUGUUCGCGUCUGCAUCUAACGUGUUCAACAUGUUCGAUUGUAUUUGAAGGUUGGGACUGAGAAUGGACCUCCAGAACCUUUAGGCAGGACAUUCUCUCACAGAUGCCUUUAAGCUCCUCAAAUUGAAGCAUUUUGAGGUCCGCAUGAAGACAUAUUUAUAAUUAUAGAUUUGAACCAAAUGCACGUUUAGCCACUUUUUAUCUGAAAGAACCUAUUUAAGAACAGAAUUUAGGGAUAAUAAUCAGAUUCUGAGAUCAAGUUUGAAAAAUCCUUGAUUUUUGUUUUGUUUCGGGUCAGGUUCUGUUUAAAAAAUGUUCCGCCAUGACUUCCACUCUGACCUUUUAGUUCUGGAGUUAAACCUGGACCUAACUGAACCUGACUGGACGGUGAUGACUCCUUCACAAAUGAAAUGGUGGAUGGUUUGAUUCUGGGACUAAAGUGGGUUUUACAAAGCAAUUCUACAACGUUCUGGUGCCGUUUCUUGACUUUUACUCCAAAUGGAGUUUUUUGGUUUUGUUUUUAGUUUAGUUUCUGUUUCAGAACCUGCAGCAGUUUAUCUGAAACGCCAUAACUGUGAUUGGACAGUUUGAACCACCACCGUCCAAUCAGGUUCAGGUAUGAAAGAACGGCUCAAAUGAAAACUUUUAACUCUAAAUUCAUGAAUUUUGAACUUUUAACGGAAAGAUUUAGGUUCGUGCAUCUCUUUCAUAAAUAGAUUUUAUUUUCAGAAACUGGCUUUUGCUUUUAAAUAAUUGAAUUUUGAGCCAAUUUUCUUUCAGUAAAGGGACAAGUAGAGAUAAAACAAAUUGUAAAAGUUUUGCUUUUAAAUACGUGAAAAAUGAAAUCCCUGGAAAACAGAAAUGAAACAAUCGAGCCGGGGGUGUUCUUCUAGGUAGCUCCAGGUUGGGUCCAGGUGUCUCCAGCACAUUUCAUGCCAGUUUUCACAGAUUAAUGCAGAGUUUUCUGUGGAUGACGUGGCUGGUUUUUCCACCUCAGAACCAGAAGAAUCCAACCCGGUGGAUCUUUGCCAGAACGGCGACAUCUAGCGGAACAACAGAUAAUAAACAGCAUUUUAUUCUUUGCUAUAAAUUUUAUUUAGUUAUUCCUUCUAACUUUGAGUGUGAAAAUAAAAAGCAGCUCAUAUUUAAUUUAUUUUAUAUUUAAAAAAUAAACAAAAUGUUUUGGUUUUUUUUGCUCAUUUUUGAAAACGAAUCCAAAUUAUUCGCUGAUCCGUUUUCUGCUGAUGUUCCAUAUUUGUUCAUUUAUCUUGUAAAACUUUAAAAGAGGUUCUUAUUAAAAGUCGAAAUGUAUGUUACUGCGGCACAGAUCAAGGUUUAAACUCCAGGUUCUGACUUAGUGAGUGACCCUUUGGACUCCAGAACAGAACCAGACAUCAUCUUCCAAACAGGAUUCUGCUGCAGGUUCAACAACAUGAUGGAUCCGAUUCUUCUUGUUCUGCCUCAGAGCUGUUUUUAUUAGAGAGGGAAGGUUCUGAAGUGUCCCUUUGGACCCAUGUGACCGUUACAGACUGUGCCUUUGCUGAUGGUGCUGAUGAAGUUCUGGCCUACAUUAAUAUGUGCAGAUCUGUGACCCCGCUGUCAUGUGUUGUAAUAUUUGUGUAAUGCCAAGUAAAUAAAAUAUGCAGAACUUGAACUUUCGGAACGGACCGGGCCAAAAAGCCCGUGAGUGAUCAUGGAAACUCUGGAGCACGACCGGAAUCCAAACACCACUGUUGGUACCGAGUGUGUCAGUGUGGAUGUGAUGAAGCGUAUUCAUUUCAGUCUCCAUGUGUGGGCUGCAGCGCCCCCUUCUGUCAGUUCCUCCUUUAUGUUUUCAAACAACAGCAAUAACGGGUCGGAACUCUGCAGUGGGUCUGUCGGACUCUGGAAACACGAAGGAAGAAAUCUCUGCAGGUUGCACUUAAAAACUAGCGUUGAAUCCUGAUACUGUAAGAAAACUGUUUUCUCUCUUAUUUGGAGCCUUUUUGUCGUAUUUAAUUUUUUGAGUAAAGACAUUGAAACAAGUUGA